GGCGAAAUCCUUCAAUUUGCUGGUGGUUUGCAAUUUACCACAACACAACGGAGACUGCGAUUCUACAUCACGAUUGUGAACAUUUUAGCCGUAAUUAUGUAGAGAAUUCUGUAGAUAAUUAAUGGCUGUGAUGUUAAUGCGAAUAGCAUUUGAGACACAUGUGAAUGGAAUGGACUCACUGCGACCUUAAGAAACGAAAGAGAGAGAGACAGAGAGAGAGUUGGGGUGUUUGAGGGGGUUCAUCUAAAUGCGCAGCGCAUAUCAGGGAACAUUGUGAGUCUGCGCGGAUAACCGCCGGGUGUUGCAACACAAUAAAGAGAACAUAGCAAAACAGACCACGUUCCUUACUGAGAAUCUUGCGCGCUUCUUUUUCGUUUUCAUUUCUCACAACCACUCGUCUAUAGAUGUCCUCUCAUUUUUGUAGAGGGAGAUAAAAAGAGAGAGAGAGAGAGAGAGAGAGAGAGACGUUACUCGUCUGCUUAACUCACUAAGUUUUUCUGGUCGUCUUGACGGAAUGUUCCUGCACCAUCUCAACGUAUGUGACUGACAGCGCGAGACAGUCUGCAUUCGGCAUCGUGUUGACACGUCCUUUCGCGACACCUCCUUGCUGCAGGCACAGAUCAAAGAUGAUUUGAAGAACUGCUGCAGACUUCCAGUGAAUCUGUUAACCAACAUUUUCUAGUUCAUCUCUGCCACAGCUGAUCAGUGGAUAUUGUCGCUUCAGUGCUCCAGACAAAAUGGCUUCCAGUGUGAGAAAAUGUCAGCACCUGUUUUUUGCACUCAUCCUUUUGCCGUUGAUCUCCUGCAUGCACCCAGACUGUGUCAUUCAAUUAGAGAAAGAAAAGUGCAUGGAAAGGAUGGAAAUGGAUGAUCCUGCCAGCGAACCUGAAUUAAUAUGUAGUUGGAUGUGGGACAAUCUCACCUGCUGGCAGCCAGCUAGACUUGGUCAGGUGGUCUGGAUGCCCUGUCCUGAGUUAUUUGAAGUCAUGAGUGAAGAUAAGGAUGACUUUGGAAAGGUAAGCCGUAACUGCACAGAAUAUGGCUGGUCAGACAUGUUUCCUCACUACGUUGAAGUUUGCCCUUUUAAUGACAAUGGAACAAGCCCAGACAUGUACUACGUGUCAGUAAAAGCUCUGUAUACUGUUGGCUACAGCACCUCACUGGUGUCUCUCACUACUGCCAUGGUCAUUCUCUGCUGGUUCAGGAAACUACAUUGCACAAGAAAUUUCAUUCACAUGAAUCUGUUUGUGUCCUUCAUCCUGAGGGCAAUCUCAGUCUUUAUCAAGGAUGGUAUUUUAUAUGCAGAGGAGGACGGCAACCAUUGCUUUAUACACACCGUGGAAUGCAAGGCGGUGGUGCUUUUUUUCCAUUAUUGUGUUUUAUCAAAUUACUUUUGGCUGUUCAUAGAGGGUCUGUACCUCUUUACUCUUCUGGUUGAGACAUUCUUUCCUGAGAAAAGAUACUUCUACUGGUACACCAUUAUAGGAUGGGGUACUCCAACGAUAUGUGUGACGGUCUGGGCUGUCCUAAGAGCUCACUUUGAUAACAUCGGAUGUUGGGACAUUAAUGACAAUGCUGCCAUCUGGUGGGUGAUCAAGGGUCCUGUCCUUGCCUCUAUCAUGAUUAAUUUUAUACUCUUCAUUGGCAUCAUUAUAAUCCUGGUGCAAAAGCUGCAGUCUCCUGAUAUCGGAGGGAAUGAAUCCAGCAUUUAUCUGCGUCUGGCACGCUCCACACUUCUCCUCAUUCCCUUGUUUGGAAUCCACUAUACUGUUUUUGCUUUCACACCAGAAGAUGUCAGCAAGAGAGAAAGACUUGUGUUUGAACUUGGUCUUGGGUCAUUUCAGGGUUUUGUAGUAGCUGUCCUUUACUGCUUUCUCAACGGAGAGGUGCAGUCAGAAAUCAAACGGAAAUGGCGCAGCUGGACAGUGAACCGCUACUUUGCUGUGGAUAUGAAGCAUAGGCACCCAUCCUUGGCCAGCAGCGGUGUGAACGGGGGAACCCAACUCUCCAUUCUCAGCAAAAGCAGCUCACAGAUCCGCAUGUCCAGCUUGCAGGCUGAAACACCAGCCACAUGAAGACCACACAUCCUUUAGACGAACAGACUUGAUACCAAACCAUCUCCAAACUUGUUCUAACAAUCGCCAUCAACAUCCAAGCCCUGUUUACUUUUCUAAUGGGGUCUAUAUGUAGUCAGUCAAAGCAGAACAUUACAUCUUCUGGCCGUCGUGAGACCUCAUGCUUUUGGUAUGGAAAUCUGAAGACCUUACAGUCAAUGAUCUAUUGUGUGCCAAGCAAAGAUGGAUAUUUCGAUGGGCUUCUUGACUGGAUUGAUCUGAAAGGAAAGGAAUUGAUUGCAUUGAAAUCCAGUGUUUCUUUCCGGUAAUCUACUGAUAAUAAGCUAAUAAAAGUGGAAACAAAGUGGAAACAUACCAACAGCGCUUCAGCCAUGGUUUUCUUUUUUGUGAAACACCAAUAAAGCAACGAGAUUCUCAAUAUGAUACAUUA
Molecule: messenger RNA, 2505 nt
Organism: Triplophysa dalaica
Lineage: Eukaryota; Metazoa; Chordata; Actinopteri; Cypriniformes; Nemacheilidae
Gene: adcyap1r1b
Product: adenylate cyclase activating polypeptide 1b (pituitary) receptor type I
Exons: 14
Coding region: 738-2075 (445 amino acids)
Biological process (GO): cell surface receptor signaling pathway; adenylate cyclase-modulating G protein-coupled receptor signaling pathway
Cellular component (GO): neuron projection; plasma membrane
Molecular function (GO): G protein-coupled peptide receptor activity; vasoactive intestinal polypeptide receptor activity; peptide hormone binding
Source: RefSeq, a predicted model, not a curated record